Messenger RNA from Hirsutella rhossiliensis, 1341 nucleotides. RefSeq names its product reverse transcriptase (RNA-dependent DNA polymerase) domain-containing protein. The record is from RefSeq and is a predicted model, not a curated record. The coding region runs from base 1 to 1341 and encodes 446 amino acids. Lineage: Eukaryota; Fungi; Ascomycota; Sordariomycetes; Hypocreales; Ophiocordycipitaceae. The transcript has 4 exons.
AUGUUCGAGCAAGCCGAACGAGACCACCUCCAGAGCCACCAGAAAAUGGGUUCUUGGAAGGAGGUGGCCCUCAACACAAUCUCAAAUGGAACACAAAUUCUUGACUGCAUGUGGAUUUACGUCUACAAGUACACCAAGCGAGGCAGGCUGGUGAAAUGCAAAGCUCGCCUUGUGGUCCGAGGCGACCAAGAACGUCGAAACACCCAAGACACAUAUGCAGCUACGUUGGCUGGAAGAAGCUUCAGAUCACUGAUGGCAAUUGCGGCAAGAUUCGACCUCGAACUGAUCCAAUACGACGCCGUCAAUGCAUUUGUGAAUGCCAACUUGGACGACGGGAUUUACAUGCCACUCUACGGGCUGCGAAAGUCGCCUCUGCUGUGGCAUCGCGAGCUGACCAAUACGCUCAAGAAAAUUGGCUUCAAGACGGUUCCUCAUGAGCCCUGUUGCCUAACCCUCGACGGCAUCUUCGUCUUCUUUUACGUUGAUGACAUUGUGUUUGCGUUUCGGAAGGAAGACGGACUGAGGGCAAAAGCUCUAACCGACCAACUGCGUUCAAAAUAUGAACUGACCGGAGGAAACGACCUCCAAUGGUUCUUAGGAAUCGAAAUCAUUCGCAACCGUGAUCGACGCCUGAUUUGGCUGUCACAAGCUUCAUACAUUGAGAAGAUCGGCCGCCUAGCAAACAAACGCAGAAUUUUUAACACUCCAAUGGGGACUGAAGAGCUACUCCCAUUUGAAGGCAUCGCCACGAACGGAGAAGUAAACUCCUACCAGGCCUACGCCAUGAAGCUGUUUGGAGGUCUCAUCGGGUGGCGGGAGUCAAUAUACAUGAGCAGGCUGAUCGACGAGCUGGGUGUCAAGCUGGAUGCCUCACACAUUCGGAUUCAAUGCGACAAUAACCAAACAAUCCGGCUCGUCAACGCAGAGAUCGCAGCGCUGAAGACAAAGCUUCGUCACGUCAACAUCCACAACCAUUGGCUUCGUCAAGAAGUAGCCAACGGCACGAUCGAAGUCACGUAUACACCCAGCGCCGAGCUGAUGGCCGAUGGUUUGACAAAGGCGCUCCAAGGACCUCACUUUGAAGCAUUCGUCAAGCAAAUGGGCCUCGAAGACGUCACCAGCCUCCUCGCCGGCCGGUCGCUCCCGAAACAGAUGACGAAGAACUCCAAGAACAGAUAUAUGAGGUGUGGCACAAGGAAGAUAAGGAAUGACCAGCGACGAAAUCACGAAGAAGGCGCAAUGAGCCGCGAGCGCAUCUACAGGCACGAUACUCGCCCCGGGAGAGAUGAUGUUCCGGCCCGAAAGAACAAUUCACAUACACAAUGGCUUUGGACGAUUUGA